AUCCAAGGUCACGGCAGCAAUUAUACGGACAACGAGUGGGAGGUCACAGUCGUCAGAUACUAAGACCCAGCAAGAAAACAGGAACAACGUUAAACGUCUGGGAAGCAAAGGAAAAAGAAAUUCAUAAACGGAACUUCCUUCUCGUUCUUGCGAGGACCAGUCUACAGUGUGUCGACGCCUUUCCCCUCAUAUUCCAGACAGAAUGCCCAAGUCCACAGCACCAAAAUGGAACUUGGGAAAACCACUGGCUCUCAUAUUCGCAGUUGCUGUGAUUGUCGCGCUGUUUUCUCUACGCGGAUAUUCUCAGGAGAAUAAGAAUAAACGUCCCGGAUCCAGAGGGAGAAACGAGGCAGUUCUCCGCAAACCGAAGGCUGAGACGAGGCGUCCGACUGAUGGUCAGGCACUGAUAACGUACAUCCGGCAACACCUCAUACGCCCGCCAGCGACGGCAGCAUACAACCUCACAUAUCCGGAAAAAUCUCAUUUCACGCAAUACUCUCGCCAAACUCAAAAUGCGUAUGGCAUCUUUAAUGCAAAGUCUAAGGGCGUGUUCGUGGAGGCCCGCGCUCGGGACGGGGAGGAGAGAAGCCACACCUUGUACUUCGAAAAGCAUCUCUCCUGGACCGGAAUCCUUAUCGAGCCUGACCCUUCGCUCUUCGAAACCCUGAUGUCGAAGAAUCGCCGGGCCUUUGCUGUUCAUGCUACCCUCGCAACGUCUGAUAGCAGCGUUACGUCCAGUCUCAGCAGGUUAACGAGCAACAGUCUUCCGGGCCCGCCAGUGACCAGCGUUCCCCUUUUCUCUGUCUUGCAAGCCCUCAACACAACGCGCAUCGACUUCCUCUCACUCGACGUGGAGGGCGCGGAGCUACAGGUUUUGCAGACGAUCCCAUGGGACAGAGUGAAGGUUCGCCUGAUGUGCGUGAAAGCAAAUCGUGUUCCAGGCGGACCCACGUUUCUUACGCAGUACAUGGAAGAGCAGGGGUAUGCUUCUCUUGGCCUGACGGAGAAUGAUAUCUGGUUUGCCUUUUUGUGAAAGUGUAACACUUGUGACACCAAUAUACAUGUUCUCUCCAAACAUUUCAUAUUUCCUUUUAUUGUAGAAAAGUGUUUCUGUUAUGAAAAGUGUUAAAAACAGAAAGGUUAAAAA
This is a messenger RNA of Penaeus chinensis, 1147 nucleotides long. RefSeq lists its product as uncharacterized. The transcript has 7 exons. The coding region runs from base 203 to 1033 and encodes 276 amino acids. The record is from RefSeq and is a predicted model, not a curated record. Lineage: Eukaryota; Metazoa; Arthropoda; Malacostraca; Decapoda; Penaeidae.